GUCUGAUCGAUCAGAGACUGAGUUAAAAAUAGUGGGCCGACACAAUAGUAUUAGUAGUAAAAAAAGGCUCAAUCAAUAAAGGCCCCAACUCUUGAUUACAUCUAAAAUAAGAAUUUUGUUGCCGUCGUCGGUCAGAAACUAAACUUUGUGCCAAACUUAAAAACUAAUUUUGUGUGGGUUGAGUUCUCCCGACGACACUUUGUUUCGUUCCCUCUCGGUUUGAUCGAUCGGCCGGUGCCUGAUUGCGUUUUGAUUUCCGAAAUCUCCGGCCAAAGUUCAAUCUAGUAUGGCUGCAAAGGAACUGGUUUCUACCUCAAGCUUAGAGUCUAUCAUCACUGAGGAUCAUCACCACAUCUUGAUCCGAGCUAUGGAUACUAGGAGCACCAUCGAGAGAUUCCCAACUGUUGAGGACUCUGCUCUGCUUUCCAAAGACGAGGAGAUUGACAUUCUCUGGAGCCGCGUUAACACUGCUACAGCGUUGUUGUCCUACCUUAAGUCAAAAGCAACUUCUGUGGCUGCUGCCGAUUUAGCCAAUCUAUCUCUUGGAACUGACCAGCUCCAGUUAUCCCUCGAUGGCACUUUUGUCACUGAGAUGCUCAACCAUGUAGACACCGUUACAGGCGUCAUGGAGUCUCUGGCUAGGCGUGCUAUCAUCGCCGAAUCACAAGCCGCAUUCGAGAAAGCUAAGCUUAUAUCAAGUCAAGAAGAGAUUCAGAGAAAGGUUGGCCAAAUCGACAACAUGUCCACCAAACUAGAGGACAUGGAAAAGUUUGCUCUUGGGACCAGUAGUAUUCUCUGUGAAAUGCGGCAGAGGGUUGAUGACUUGGUCCAAGAGACUUCUAGACAGAAGCUUAGAGCUACCGAAAAUGAGCUGGAACUCAGUCGUGUCAGGAGAGACUUUGAGUCGCUUAAAUCCUAUGUUACAAGUCUCAUCAGCGUCAGAGAAACACUCGUCUCAUCCGAGAAGCAGUUCCAAACCAUCGAGAGACUUUUUGAACGGCUUGUUGCAAAGACAACGCAGUUGGAAAGCGAGAAAGUACAGAAGGAAGCAGAGGUUCAAAAACUAAUGGAAGAGAAUGUAAGACUGACCGCUCUUGUGGACAAGAAAGAGGCACAGCUUCUCGCCAUGAAUGAGCAGUGCAAAAUGAUGGCCCUAAGCUCUAUUUGAUGAAGAUUGCCUAUUUUUUCUUUCUUCCACAUGUAAUAUAUAUAUAAAAAAAAACCUCAUUUGAUACAACUUCCAUGUUUGUUGAUAUCCAAAAGGCAAAAAAAAUAAUCGUCUUGGAAGACUCUCUGUGUUAAUUGUACAUUCUCUGCAUAUAAAAUUGAACUGUGGUUUAUCUU
Messenger RNA from Camelina sativa (false flax), 1344 nucleotides. RefSeq lists its product as uncharacterized. Gene Ontology annotation, biological process: negative gravitropism; response to red or far red light. NCBI's taxonomy places the organism in Eukaryota, Viridiplantae, Streptophyta, Magnoliopsida, Brassicales, Brassicaceae. The record is from RefSeq and is a predicted model, not a curated record.